AUGAAAGCAUUCUUUAAUAAGUUAUUAACGAGUGAUAAGAAUAAUAAUAAUCACAAACAAAAUCAAAGAUGUUUAGCGGAUUCUUUGAAAAAGGAUGAGAAGAAGAUGAAUCAUAUUUAUUUUGAUCAUAGAUGUACAAAUAACAAAUUAAAUAUUAACGAUCGAUUGUUUAUGAAUGAAAUAUACUCUGGUAGACAACAAAGACUUAACAGCAGUAGUAGUAGACAAUCCGACUAUCUCGCUUGUCUAAGCAAUACGAAAUGUGCAUUGGAAUCACCCGAAACCAAAGCAGCAAGAGAGAAUCAAGAUUCUCAUUUACUACAAACAAAACUAGUGGAAUUAAAUAGUUUUAUUAAAUUAAAUAAUUAUACAGAGAUGAAGAACUUAUUAGAUGAUUUAAUGGUUAUUGUAAAUGAUACAACGUUAAUGGAAGAGUUGGUGGAUUUGAAGUGCCAUCUGUUGUUGAAUGAUAUCUUGGUUAGAAAUGAACAGACGAUAAUGGCACCGAGAAAGAAAAGUCGUUCUUGGAGAAGAGAAGAUACAUUGGAUCAAAUAUUCCUCUCGGUCAUCUAUAUCUUGAAUCAAAUCUGUUCGACACAAACCAAUUGGAUAUUUUCAAUUAAAAGUCCAUAUGAUCUUAGAAGAAUACAUAAACUAUAUGAAUUUAUCGGUGAGUUGGGUUCGGUUAGUCUGUUUAUCUUUAUCAAGGUGUUGUCUGCUUGUAUUCAUCCGCCAGAUCCCAACGAUGUCCAAACCAUUCAGAAAUCAAUUGAGAUUAAAAAUACACAAUAUCCAUUGUUUCAAAUUAAUCAUUGUAAUAAUCAUCAUAAUCUUAAAGCUUUAUUAUUAAAUGCACCUAAAUUAAUUGAGAAAACAUGUUUACUACUGGAGAAAUCGACUAAUCCGAAGUGGAUACCACCUUCACUGCGACAGAACAAUGGAUUUACGAAUGGCGGCGAUUGGGAUAGUCUGGAUAGCUACGUACCGAUGCAUUUCAAUAACGAUCAUAUCCUAAUGAUAUUCCAAGAGUUGAAUCUCGACUCUGAAGGUAUAGAGCCGUCAACUUACCUUAAACGCUACACCAACUGUGUGUUCCAGACGGAGCUACUCGUUUUCCUCUAUGGUAUCAUGAACGGAUCACGAAAACUUCAAACACUCUUGCUGAUACAGAAACUAGGUUUCAUACCGACACUCUACAAGAUUAUCAAUAGUAUCGAUUGGACCAAAUCAUAUUCCGAUGAUUAUAAUCCAUUUCACAUUCAAAAGAUUCAGUCUUUGCGAUAUAUUAUAUUGUUCUUUGAUGUCGAAGUAAUGUCGAUUUUGAAUGACUGCCUCUUGAUUCCACAGUAUGAAAAAGACUAUAUCAAUGGUUUGACAAAGAUGGAUCAAUCGAAAACCUAUUGGUUACAUUCAAUCUAUCAAUCCUAUUUGAAAUCAAAGCAUAUUGAUAAAGAAAGAACUUUCUUGAUGUGUUGUAUUCAAUCAUCUUUAAGAAUGUCAAAUAUCCAAGUGAAACAAUAUUAUGUUAAUUUCGGUUUGAUGGAUUCACUCUACCAAGAGAUCAUCGAACAGAAACAACAGUUCUAUCAGAUGAAUUUCGAUCUGCUAGGAGAAUUGCUAAAGAACAACUCACCACUGUACCAUGAUUUCACAAAGCGAUGUACAGCCGAUCCAAGUUCAUUUAAACUACUCCAAAAGAUUGUAAUGGAGAACAUUAUCGAUGCCAAUGUAUUUCUACGUGCAAUCCUCUUGACUCAUUCAGAAUUACGAUCAUCCAAUCAACUUAAAUUCCAAGAUAAUGAAUAUAUUUUAUUCGAUUAUAUUGUCAGACAACACAGAAACAACAUUUUAGAGACAUUGAUAGAUAGUUUAUCAGUUGAAACUUUACAUUUAGAAAAUCUAUGUUGUUUAAAUACUUUCUUGUUUAUCUUACAUGUAUCAAAGGAUUUCGGAUAUUUUGAUGAAUCUAUAGUUAUGUUAAAAUUACUUUGUAGGAAUUCAACUGCUUUCACACAAAACUUUUUAGGUGUAUUUGCUCUUUGGAAGAGUUUCUAUGAUCAAAACUCAAGAGAUAUCUUUAGUUUGGAGUACACUUCGAAAUUGAAAUUCCAUGAAAUCGCCAACCUUGUUACAAUGAUUGAAGAACAAUUUACUGAACUUAAUGUUUGA
Heterostelium album PN500 is the source of this 2169-nucleotide messenger RNA. RefSeq lists its product as uncharacterized. NCBI's taxonomy places the organism in Eukaryota, Evosea, Eumycetozoa, Acytosteliales, Acytosteliaceae. The coding region runs from base 1 to 2169 and encodes 722 amino acids. Gene Ontology annotation, biological process: ubiquitin-dependent protein catabolic process. Gene Ontology annotation, cellular component: Cul4A-RING E3 ubiquitin ligase complex. Gene Ontology annotation, molecular function: phosphatase binding. The transcript has 9 exons. The record is from RefSeq and is a predicted model, not a curated record.